GAACAGCCGUGUGGGACGGCAUUGAGAGCAACUGGGAGUGGUGCCUAUAGUGAUACAUCGACGGAGGAAGGCUGAGUCGGUGGUGUCGGUCAGAACGUGUCUCUUGUUUGGUGGCUUUUCCGCAUCCAUUUCUUUCGACCCCUCUCCUCUUUGCCGCCCAUACCUUCGGAAUUGCGCAAAAUGAAGCACUUGCUCGCCAUCUUCUUUGUCGUUGAUCUGGUGUCUUUUGCUUUUGCAAUCCAGUGUUAUAAGUGCAAUACCAGAGAUGAUGAGUACUGUGAAGACCCAUUUAAUCAUAAAAAUGCAGAGGGACACCUCUCACCAUGCACUGAAAAAGACUUCACUGACAAGACUGGACUACCCCCUUCCAAGAAUAUUACUUUUGCAUGUAGGAAGAUCUGGCAAGAGGUGAGAGGAGACAUCGCCGUCUUCCGAAGCUGCGGCUGGGAAAAAUACUACAUCAAAGAAAGAAUAUGCUACAAAACGGCCACUGAAGAUAUCCACACAACUGUGUGUUCAUGUGAACAUGAUGGCUGCAACAUAGCUACUACAUUGGGUUCUGCCCUGGUCCUGGUCAUAGCAUCACUUGCUGGUGCAUUCCUAGCCCUCUGAACCGUUCCAGUUAGUCUCAGGAAGGUCUUAGCCAAUAUCAAUUGUGUGCAAUACCCUCACUAGUGAAUCUCACUGCUGUGUUCUGCUGUAAGAACCCUGUCUACACUUGCAUUUCUCAUCCUGCUUUUGGAAUCUGUGAUCCCUAGAAGGAAAACCUUCAAGCUAUUUACAUGCACAAUGACCUGGUAUUCCUUCACAGAUAUUUCUACUGUAGCCCCUUCUGGGUGAGACAGCUCUCAGUGAUAGCUGUGGCUUUUACCUUUACUUUCUCUGACAUAGAUCUCACCCACAUCCAACCCAUCCAAGCUUCUAGACCUAGAUGGAGCUUUUUAGAUAUGCUUAGAUUUUUGUGAUUAGGCUAGUUUAUUUUUCAGGGGAAAUCUUACCCCUCACUGCUCAUUGACUUGGUAUUACUGAAAAUCAGAGUUAUGUAAUGUUAAAAAUCCCUGUGCCAAAGGCCCAGAAAAUGGCCAGGCCAUGCGGUUGGCAUGUUCCUUCCGCCCUCUCCCCUUCCCCUUUCAUGAACGUGAUGCGAAGGUUCUUCAUAUCUGGAUUUUAGACUUUCUACAAGACAUGUGCAAUCAUGCUUCCAUGGUGCCUUCCCCUAUUGACCCCCAUGAAGUCUGCUGUAAUAAUAAAAGGUGCUGCAUCAAGGC
Molecule: messenger RNA, 1268 nt
Organism: Darwinula stevensoni
Lineage: Eukaryota; Metazoa; Arthropoda; Ostracoda; Podocopida; Darwinulidae
Source: the annotation of a GenBank genome assembly